This is a messenger RNA of Prorocentrum cordatum, 1237 nucleotides long. The record is from the annotation of a GenBank genome assembly. Lineage: Eukaryota; Dinophyceae; Prorocentrales; Prorocentraceae.
AUGCUGGACGCGCUCUGCGGCGCCGCCGCGCCCCGGGACCCGCAGGCGGGGGCCCUGGCGGGCCCGGCCUCGCUGCCGAGCGCCGGCGCUGCGGACGCUGCCGCGCCCGACGAGGCCCAGCUGCCGGGCAUGGGCGUGAUCUCCGAAGUCCCCGUGCCCGGGCACUCUGCGGAGGCUCUGCCGUCGGCGGCGCAGGCCGGCGAGCCUGCCGCUGGCCACGGCGCCGCGGGCGACUCUGCCGUGCAGGCCUGGUGCCGCCGGCACGGCCUCCCGGAGGAGCUCGCGCGGCGGCUGCAGGACGAGGAGGUGGACGAGCCGAGGCAGCUCACCGACCUGUCCGCAGCCGACCUCGACGGCCUCUGCGCGGGGCUGAAGCUGGGGUACAAGGCGAGGCUCAUAGGAGUCUGUGGUGCCCUGCUUCUCGGCGCGCUCGCUGCGAUGGCUGUCGCCUACAGCGGGUGGGCGGCCGCGGUGCGCCCCGGGCCGCUGGAGGCGUGCAGCCUCCAGGAGGCCCCCAGAGCCGACACGAGCUACGCCCUCGGCGGGUGCGGGUGCGCCGCGCCCUCCUCCUCGGAGCCCCCGCGGCCGAGCGGCGACGAGGAGGGCGAGGCCGCUGGGCAGGUCUUCCUCGUCCUCCUGCUCGUGCUCGCCGGGCUCGUCGUCGUGGUGUUUCUGUACAGGUCCUUCCGACGUGCCGCAAUCAUGCGUGACAUCUACCGCGAUGACACGGCGGAGUUCCACGUAUUCACCGACGACGAGUGUGUCGGAUAGGAGAGCUGCUCUGCCCCAGCGCCGCCGGCAGCUUUGGGCAGCGAGGGGUGCCCGGCGCAGGCCGCGUGGCCUGGAGACCGGAGACGCGAGAGGAGGACGCUGCGACGGGGCGAGAGAGGACCAAGAAGUUGAGGCGUUACAGUGCGGGCUACGGGCUCCGCUUCUCUGGCCCGCGGCAGAAGGCAUUUUAAGCCUGGCUGCUCCGCUGGCGCUGCCGGCAGCUAGGGCAGAGCCGCGCUGUAAAAAGAAUUCGGUGGCACAGAGAGCAGCCCCAGCCCCCCACGGGCUCCUUCUUCUCAGAGUUCACACCGCAUCCGCUCACACGAACCGUGCGCACGUCUUCUGUGAGGGCCGUCGAUGCUAGCUUUAAGUCGGGCAUGUCCCUCUAGAGAAGUAUUCAAAAAUAGUACAACAUUGUCCAGACCAAGGACCCAACCAUAAGCAGUUGGCGAUACCGCGCUCUGGG